GAACCCAUCACUCCGGCGCGAGGGGACGGGAGAGUGCUGGAGGAAACCGGUGUUCUUUUAUGCACAACCAAAACAUCCCAGUUUGCCUUGUAAACUUGAAGAUGAGUUCAAAGACAAACGGCCACAGGACAACGUGGCUGAAAAGUUACAAAGCAACGAACAAGUGCCAGGCAACAACACAACAGUUGGUUACGUGCUGGUUGCAGUGUGCGUGCGCCGUGGCUGUGCCCUCCUCGUCUCCUUUCAUGCAAUGCUUGAGCUUUGUGCCAUCCUCAGUGUACUCGGCGCUCAUGCGCUCCUCAGCCAAUCACAGCUGCGCUCUGUAAAUCCCGAGAAGAGUCGUGCUGGAGACGACAGAGCUCAGAGAAACAGGUGGGAGACCUGUGUGACCUUGUAAAUAUCUUACACUUACCUUAACUUUAGCCUUGGUGCUUUAAUAUUGCCCGAAAUAACCGUCAAACAAGGCCUGGUUGAAACUACAGAUGGUUAUAAAUCAACACGCUCAUAUUUCUGGAUACAACUCAAAAUUAAGUUUUGUGUAGGCCUAAAGUUAGUUUCUCAUAUCCCUUUUCUAAAGCUGCUCAGGCUAGGCUAAAGAACGGUAGGUAGAAGUUAUACGGGCUGAAAUGAUUUUGCCUCUCAAGUCAUAUCCAUGCAGUUCAGUAUUCUAUAGUCCGUUCACAAAUAAUCACAGGCAAGAAAUCAGUUGUUUGACAUUCAAAACAUAACAUCACACAGUAGUCUAACUGAUGUAUAGUUGAACAGAUCAAUAUUUGCGUAUUUUAUUUUCUGAAAAGGUUCUAAAUUGCACUCACACAAUGGUAUUUUAACAUAACACAAACUGAUCAUGCAGGCAGAAUAAUAAAAUCACUUUCACACUUUCACUUGUUGGAAACAUACUGAAGCAAAAAUUCAUGAUUUUAGAUAACAUAUCUUAAAUACAUCUCGGGUUGGAAUAAGUUUCUCUUAAAAAGGCACAUAUAGAGAUGCGGUGCAGCUAAUGGGCCUCAGCAUAUCAAAACACAAACACGUUCUGUUUUCACAGCUGUGGUGAUGUCGGAUCCAAGACAGGCUCCACAUUAAUAAAAGGACACUUGGCAUCCAGGAAAUAGCUUUCGAUAGAGGCUGUAGGGCAUUUGAUUGGAUGCUUUGCUUGUCAACUCGCUAAACUAUAUUUUUCACACAGUGGAGCAAAUGUCACUCUGUACCUGUGACUGCCCGUGCACCAUUCCUCCUUGAACACCCACAAGGCAUUUUAAACUCAGGUAUAUAGCUUACUUUGUUUUUUCUUUGGACCUCUGGAAAGGCAAAACUUCAAGGAUACAGUCCAGUAUGGGCAAACUCUGUAAGUAUUUAACAGUAUUCAACCAAUAAUGUAUUUCAUUCAUUGUAAUACACUGGUAUAAACCUAUAAACAUUUAUUAAACAACGUUUAUUUGUGUAUUAGUAUACCCCAUUUUGAAUUCUCAGUGCUGUGCUCUCUAGCUUACCUAAAUUUCUGACUCCACAGCUUUUGUCACUCUGGAGUUGCCUACUCCUCUCUUGUUGGCAGAUGUGGUCUUCUUCCUGCAGCUAAAAGCAUUCAUCAUCAAGCUGUGUAUCAUAAAGAGCUCUACAAUCGACUCUGUCAGAUAGUGGAAGGCAACUGCUCACAUCAGCUCAGCAUUCGAGAGACCAGGAGCAACCAAGUAGACUGUACUGAAGUGUAGCCAUGAGUAAGAAGGUCAUAGUGCUGGCUGUCCUACUGCUGGUGGUUGCCGUGGUGGCUACUUUCUUGGGGGUGUUGUACGGCGUUGAGAGAUCUACAGGCGACUUCUACAAAGCGGCAGUGGCAGCAGAUGCUGGCAAGUGCUCAGAGGUCGGCAGGGAUAUUUUAAAGAAAGGUGGCUCUGCGGUAGAUGGAACAAUAGCUGCUUUGCUGUGUGUUGGGCUCAUGAAUGCUCACAGUAUGGGUAUUGGAGGAGGGCUAUUCUUCACAAUCUAUGACGCAAAAACCGGUAAAGUUGAAACCAUCAAUGCUAGAGAGAUGGCGCCACGUAAUGCGUCAGAGAACAUGUUUGGCAACAGCACAGAUCUAUCACAGAAAGGUGGGUUGUCCAUAGCUGUGCCAGGGGAGAUCAGAGGUUACCAGUUGGCACACCAGCGUUAUGGUCAACUGCCCUGGCGAGAUCUGUUUGAGCCGAGUAUUAAGCUGGCAGAGGAGGGCUUUCCUUUGGGUCAGGCACUGGCCUCUGCUCUUAACAGCCACAGAAAAACCAUCGUGGCAGAUUCUGCCCUGUGUGAAGUGUUUUGUGGAGCAGAUGGUGAUGUUCUUCGGGAAAAUGAAACUAUUAGAUUUCCGCGGCUUGCUCAAACAUACCGGAAAAUAGCAGAGGAAGGUCCUGAUGUGUUUUAUAAAGGACAGCUGGCAGAGGACCUGGUUUCGGACAUUCAGAGGGCAGGCGGCAUCAUCACAAUGGAAGAUCUGCAGGAUUAUGUGGCAGUCGUGGAGCAGCCUUUGAGGCUGAGUGUGGGGGAGUACACCAUGGUUGUUCCCAACGCUCCUGCCAGCGGCCCUGUGCUCUCGCUGAUAUUAAACAUCUUGAACGGAUACAACCUAACAACAAAUAGCAUGUCCAGUUUGGAAGAGAAGAUACUCACUUAUCACCGCAUUGUGGAGGCAUUCAAGUUUGCUUAUGCGAAAAGGACAUUACUGGGAGAUCCCACCUUUUUAAACAUUUCACAGGUCAUUCAGAACAUGACGUCAGUCUGGUUUGCUGGAGAGCUCCGGAAAAAGAUCACAGACAACACAACACAUGACAUGAAGUACUAUGAGCCGGAAUUUUACCUGCCUGAAAACUAUGGCACCUCACAUGUCUCUGUAGUGGCUGAAGAUGGGAGCGCUGUAGCCGCCACUAGCACCAUCAAUCAUUACCUGGGAUCAAAGGUCCUGUCAAACUCCACUGGGAUCGUGCUCAAUAAUGAGAUGGACGACUUCAGCUCUCCAUUCAUAACUAAUGGGUUUGGCGUCCCCCCUUCACCAAACAACUUCAUCAAACCAGGCAAAAGGCCAAUGUCUUCAAUGUGUCCAACGCUGAUUUUUGACAAAAACAACAAAGUUAAGAUGGUAGUCGGUGGUUCAGGAGGUACCAAAAUUACUACCUCCAUUGCUCAGGUGAUUCUGAAUGCUCUGUUCUUUGGUUUUGACCUGAAGAAGUCAGUGGUGGAUCCCAGGCUCCACAACCAGCUCAGCCCCAAUACCACUGUCGCAGAGCCGGGCUUUGACCAGAAAAUCCUGGAUGGCUUGAAUUUGAAAAACCACCCAACACAGAACUUGAAGUCCUCAGGGGCUGUGGUGCAAGCGGUGGUCCAGUACAAGGACGGUCUCCUCGCUCAGUCUGACCCCAGGAAGGGGGGAUAUGCAGCAGGCUACUAAGGUCACAGCUCCCUGAUCACAUGGAAAACGGAAGCUGUGCAAACACUGAUUAAAGACUGAUAAAGAACAGUCCUGUCUGUCUCAUCUGACCCACACAUGUUCUCUAUUAUCUACAGUCUGAAAACAGAACACCUCAUUCCAACUUUGACCUGCUAAAUUAAAUCAUUUUAUUUCAUGUCAGUGUGACUCUGGAGAUACCUUGAGAACAAUAUUGGAAGAUGUAGAACUUGUUAUUGUUUAAAACUGUAUACAUCUUUUAUUUAUAAACUUUUUUUGUAAAUCA
Boleophthalmus pectinirostris (great blue-spotted mudskipper) is the source of this 3698-nucleotide messenger RNA. It is a transcript of the gene ggt1b, whose product is annotated as gamma-glutamyltransferase 1b. Gene Ontology annotation, molecular function: glutathione gamma-glutamate hydrolase. Gene Ontology annotation, biological process: regulation of immune system process; peptide modification; glutathione catabolic process. Gene Ontology annotation, cellular component: plasma membrane. The record is from RefSeq and is a predicted model, not a curated record. NCBI's taxonomy places the organism in Eukaryota, Metazoa, Chordata, Actinopteri, Gobiiformes, Gobiidae. The coding region runs from base 1712 to 3415 and encodes 567 amino acids. The transcript has 14 exons.